This is a messenger RNA of Cooperia oncophora, 1515 nucleotides long. Lineage: Eukaryota; Metazoa; Nematoda; Chromadorea; Rhabditida; Trichostrongylidae. The record is from the annotation of a GenBank genome assembly.
AUGUUAUCGGAUGCCUCUUCAAAUAUGCGUAAUGUCGAUAAGUUGUGGAUUGUGCCCUGCUACGGUGCGUUACCACCACGAGAACAGUUGAAAGCGUUCGAUUCAACUCCACACGGUACCCGGAAGGUAGUGGUUGCGACAAAUAUUGCUGAAGCCUCAGUUACCAUCCCAGGAGUGGCGUACGGUAUCUGCUUUGCUCGGGAGGAUUUUGCUCCUGGCAAAUCAAAUGAAUCUAUCUAUUUUCAGGUCUGCGAAAUGUUAUCGGAUGCCUCUUCAAAUCUGCGUAAUGUCGAUAAGUUGUGGAUUGUGCCCUGCUACGGUGCGUUACCACCACGAGAACAGUUGAAAGCGUUCGAUUCAACUCCACACGGUACCCGGAAGGUAGUGGUUGCGACAAAUAUUGCUGAAGCCUCAGUUACCAUCCCAGGAGUGGCGUACGUUGUGGACUGCGGCUUUGUCAAGUUGCGUGCUAUGAAUCCGGACAACGGUAUUGAAACACUGAUGCGGCUGCCAAUAUCAAAAUCAUCAGCUGAACAGCGAGCUGGACGAGCGGGUAGAAUACGGCCUGGCAAAGCGUAUCGGCUGUACCCCGAGUCGCAGUAUGAAAAGUUAUGCGAGGGUACGAUUCCCGAAAUUCAACGUUGCCACCUCGCACCGGUGAUUCUGCAACUGAAGGCUUUAGGGAUUCAGAACGUUCAUAAAUUUCACUACCUGUCGAGACCACCUUCCUGGUCAGUUAUCAAUGCGCUUGAAUUACUGUAUGCUUUGGGUGCUUUGGAUGAAAAAUGCAUGCUCACGAAUCCACUUGGUCUUCGAAUGUCCGAGUUUCCUUUGCCGCCCAUGCACAGCAAGUGCUUGCUGACGUCAGGCGACUUUGGAUGCAGCGAAGAGAUUGCUACAAUUAUUGCGAUGCUUCAAGUUCAGGAUGUGUUUUUGACACCGACGAGGAAUAGAAAUAGAUCCGAAGAAAUAAAGCGCCGAUUUGCUGCUGAAGAAGGCGAUCAUAUCGCGUAUCUGAAUAUGUAUACGAUGUUCAUUCAGAAUAACAAAAGCAAGAAGUGGUGCGGAGAUCAUUUUCUGAACUACCGUGGUCUUUGCCGAGCUGAGAACGUCCGCGCGCAAUUAAUCAGGCUUCUACGAAGAUUUGAAGUGCCUCUGGUCUCAGUGCGUGGAGAAACUGAUGCCGCGACGAAGAUAAUCCGAUGCUUAGUUUCUGGUUUCUUCUCACAGGCGGCCAGAUAUCAUUACACGGGAAAGUAUGUGACAGUGAAGGAGGAAUUCCCGUUCAAUGUCUAUAAAGGAUCGGUGAUAAUGUACAAAAAAGACUACCCAAAGUGGGUGAUCUUCACAGAGGCAAUGCAAGAUUCAAUCCGAGACGUUUCCGUUAUUGAACCCCAUUGGUUAUAUGAACUCGCUCCGCACUAUUACGAAUUUGGAACGGUGAGAUGUUUCGCGGAUUCUCCGUUGCUAGCGGUAGUUAUGACGUAUGACUAUAUUCCGAGUAAACUUGGAUAG